CUUUGUCCACAGUUGUACUUGUGACUGCAACGGAAUGGCUGACUCAGAAUCCGGUCUGUUAGAGAAGAAGAGUUUUGUAGUUGUAACUGGGGCCAGUCGUGGCCUCGGUAAAAGUAUAGCUUCUAAGCUGGUAGCCGCAUUACCACGUUCAUCGUUCUUCCUGUUUCUAUCACGAAACAAUGCUGCACAAGAAAUCAUUGCAGCUGAACUGAUGAAAUCAUUUCCAGGUGUACAGAUUGGAUGCCGUAAAUACGACCAAGGACUACUUGAGCAGAUGGUAUUUGAUCGCCUAUUCGUAGAUGUUUUGAAUGACUAUGCUUUGAAAGUGUCCGAUUUCGAGCAAUCAAUCGUUGUUCAUAACUGUGCAACUGUUGGAGAUGUGUCAAAAUGUGCCUGGGAAAUGACAGACGUUAAGUCUCUUCAGAAGUUCUUUGAUAUAAAUGUAACUGGUAUGAUUUUACUUAACUCUGCCUUUUUCGAAACGUUCCGCGAAACGAAGAGUCGGCUUAUCGUAAACAUAACGUCUGACAACUCCAAAGUACCCUAUCCAACCAUGAGUACCUACUGCGCCUCUAAGGCGGCAAGAGACAUGUUUUUCCGUGUCCUUGUUUCUGAGGAUCCUUCUGUUCGGGUCCUGAGCUACUCGCCUGGACCAUGUGAUACAGAUAUGCUGGCCAAUGUACGUGACAAGUCGUCUAACCAUGAGUUAGCGGGUGACCUCAAAAAUUUUUACAACGAGGGUAAAGUGUUGUCCUGUGAUACCUCAGCGGAAAAGCUUGUUGCCUUCCUGAAGAAAAACACAUUCAAGAACGCCGAGUACGUUGAGUAUGACGACCCAUUGUAGCCGUUAUUGCUACUGUUGCAGUGUGAAGGCCGGGCAGCAUAAUGUUGUAAACACUUAUACAGAAAAUACAUACAUAGUAGUUUAAUAUCAAAAUGAUAUAUUUCAGCACCAGAUUCAGCCUAUUUAUUUACGAUAGUGAAUAAGACUGGAAGUGAAAUAUACUGGUCAUUGUUAAUAACUGAUUGAAUCUAAAUAUUGUAGGGGUGAUGUAUCGGCGAGGAUGGAUUUUAAUAACGCUAAUUUUAAUACUAUCUGUGUAAUAACGGAUCAACCUUUUGAUAUCUUAUUUACAGGUAUAAACAUCAAACUUUAGGCCCUUAGCAUAAGUCACGAGUCCUAGAAGGACGAAACAGCUGUAUGAUGCAGUUUGAUUCAUUGUUGGACUCUACAAUAUCUAACUAUAAAAAUGUAUUGAAACAAUUCAUUUGUUCAAUACUCUUUAAACUAACGACGUUGUUAAAUGUAAUGAAUCAAUAACUUCUAAUCAAGCGACUGGACUAAAUCUUGUAGUUCAAAGUUGUUUAACGCAGUCGUUCACUCAAACAAAAAGGUAAUUAAUAAAAGCAUAAACACUA
Messenger RNA from Ylistrum balloti, 1419 nucleotides. Its product is annotated as sepiapterin reductase-like. Gene Ontology annotation, biological process: tetrahydrobiopterin biosynthetic process. Gene Ontology annotation, molecular function: sepiapterin reductase (NADP+) activity. NCBI's taxonomy places the organism in Eukaryota, Metazoa, Mollusca, Bivalvia, Pectinida, Pectinidae. The record is from RefSeq and is a predicted model, not a curated record. The coding region runs from base 35 to 844 and encodes 269 amino acids. The transcript has 3 exons.